Messenger RNA from Pocillopora meandrina, 2238 nucleotides. The record is from the annotation of a GenBank genome assembly. Lineage: Eukaryota; Metazoa; Cnidaria; Anthozoa; Scleractinia; Pocilloporidae.
CCGGAGUUAAAACGGAUUCAGCCAUGCAGAUGAAACUUUUGUUGAUCAGCUGUUUCCUUCUUGGAGCCUGCACAGCCUCUUACCUGGCGGAAAAGCGGGAAGGUAUUGGAUCAAAAUUAUGAGAGCAUGAUUAUUUUUAUUAGACCAUUCAUUCCUUUUUCCAUCAGUCCAGUGGUGUUACUUUCACUAAGUACUCUUUUUUUCCUUCCCUAGAUGCUCCUCUGAGUGAGGAUACAGGUCAGUUUAAGAAGUUACUUAGUUACUUUUUGAAGCCUGAUUAAAAAAAAGUUUUACCAAAAAACAUAAGAAUACUCAUAAGAAUUAUCUUCAAUACAGUUCUCACGAACGUGGAUAAGAAAGCAACUCUAAGUCUCCAGCGUACUUUGAUUUUCACAUUUAAUCGAUUUUUUUUUUACUUUCCUUUUCCCCAUAAAAUAGCCCAAGAAGUUGAAGAUCUGAAUGACGAAGACUUCGGGACUGCCUCUGAUAAAUUUGACAGAGAGAAUGACGAGGAGCCGGAAAAUGAAGAUGAAGCCUUUGAAGAAUUAAGAGAUGAAGAAAACGAGAUGGAUACUAAGGAAUUAGAAGAAAUGAACGAUGAAGACGAAGAGACAGGCAAGAGUUGAUCAUUAAAUUUCGUUAACGAGAAAACCGAGUUCUGUCUCCGCUUCGGAGAUGAGAUCCAAGUUAUAAUGUCAAUGGAGAGAGUUUGGAAUUUUUCUACUCAUCGGGAAGAAACUCGUGAAAGAAUCGUGCAGGAUAAACAGGGGUAACUUUAAUUGUCAUUUUCUGCAUCAACCAGGUUUUUUAAGCAGGUUUUGGUUGACAACAGUUGAAAGUUGGUAUGAAAGGUAGUAUGGGAAGGAACAAAAGCUGACUCUUGCGAGAUUUAUAUUUCAAUCGCAAAAUACGAAUCAAGGAAAAGAAAACUGCUCGCUACACUGAUUAUACCGAAAGGAUCCGUAUAACGCCUGAAUUUGUCUUAUCAUAGGGAUUACUGGGCGAUUUACUUCCUUGGAAACAAAGAAAAAUUACGUAGGACAUGAUGACACAAUUAUCAAUGAGGUAAACUGUGAGAAAAGCACUUUCUAACCAGAUGUUAUGAUUUUUGUUCCAUCAGAUGAAGAUGAAGUUUCUGAGGAUCCAAGACCGGUGCCAAGAAAGUCAAAAAAGAAAUAUGGUAAAGUUAUUCAACAUUUCUUGAUAUUACAUCUUGAUCUUAUAUCUUGAUUUUUGAUCCAUGAAACGUUCUUGCUCGCGCACGAUUUGUAUUCGGUCAGGCGGCCGAAUAUCCCCCAGCUAAAACUGGGACAUAGUCAAGGCUAUCACCCAACUGAUAGGCUUUAAUUCAAGAAGAUAUAGCAGAAAAUGGGAAUUAUUCGUUUGUUCAUAAAAUCGUACUGGAGAACGCUCAAAAGAAAACAUCCGACGCGCGCUGCAAAAUGUUUGAAGGAUAAUAAUUACAAAGGCUCUAUUUUACACGAAAAUGCACUCGUGUAUUUGUCCUUCGAAGCAGAUUUCGCAUCUUCGAACAGAUAAUGUCGGAGGAUAAAUGUUCCUGUAUAUUUUUACGUCAAAUAGAGGCUAUUGUUUCCACCUUGCCAAGAUAUAAUUAAAGCAACAUCAUUAUUACAUCACACAAUUAUUUCGUUAAAUUUGGAAGAAAUCUUAAUGAAUGGGCCUUUUGUCUGAUUCUGAGAUUUUUAUGUUCGAUAAUCCAUUGUUUGAUAUUAAUGGUCUAGAGUAUUUUUUUUCGUAAUUAUUUUAGGUUAUUUGUAUGGGAAAGGAAAAGGCUACCGCAAGUACCGUAAAGGACCCUACCGAAAAAAACUUAGGAAAAGCUACCGCAAAGCCUACCGUAAAUAUCGUGGCCGAAAGGGUUACUACCCGAAAAAAGGAAAAGGUUACGGCUACCGCUACGGCUACCGCCACCCCUACUAGCCCUACGGUCGUUAGAAUGGUGAGUCUUUCACAAAUAUCGAUUAAAGAUUGCUACAAGCUUGUAAUCGCGCUGAAAAUUGAAGGCAUUUUUUAAACAAGAAAUGCAUGUACUGGUCGUUGUUCAGUUGUCUCUCUGAUACUUGUAACAUGCCAUAGAUAAUUACGCUUGUCCCAACUGGCCUCACUACUCACUAAAGUAACUUUAGAAAGGACACUUUCUCAUUUUCUUUUCGCUAUUUCAGGUUAGGCGAAAAUGAUUAGACUGGACCAAGACCCACGCAAGAUGAAUAAAGUUGC